Molecule: messenger RNA, 946 nt
Organism: Mercurialis annua (annual mercury)
Lineage: Eukaryota; Viridiplantae; Streptophyta; Magnoliopsida; Malpighiales; Euphorbiaceae
Product: NDR1/HIN1-like protein 26
Exons: 1
Coding region: 118-759 (213 amino acids)
Biological process (GO): defense response to other organism
Source: RefSeq, a predicted model, not a curated record
UCUACUUUCUGUAAUGCCAGUGCUAUCUUUCUCUUUAUUUAACCCAUCAUUUCUCAUUUCCUUAACUUACUAAACUUCCUACCAUCUUCUCCCUCUACCUCCAACUCUCCACUGCAAAUGUCUCUGGUCUCCAUUCAAUCUCCAAAACACUGCGCCACCAAAGCAACCCUAAUCAACAUCAACACUCAUCUCUACAGAAAACUAUUUCUUCUCUUCUCCACACUUUUCACCACCCUUCUCUCGUUAAUACUCGUCGUCUGGAUCAUCCUCCGCCCCGGUAAGCCCCAGUUCUCCCUCAAAGAAGCGCAUAUUUACCAACUCAACCUCUCCGGCCCCAACCUGCUCAACUCCUCCAUCCAACUCACCUUGUUUUCCCAGAACCCUAAUGAGAAAGUUGGCAUUUACUACGACGAGUUGCAGGCGUACGCUGCUUAUAAGGGUCAGCAGAUAACUGUGGAGACCACUCUUCCUCCGUUUUAUCAAGGGCAUAAAGAUAGUAAUCUGUUGACUGCUUCUCUGAUCGGCGCUGGACUUCCGGUGGCUUCUUCGUUUGGUUUUGAGGUGGGACGAGACCAGACUGUCGGGAAGUUGGUUGUUAACUUGAAGGUGAAUGGAAGGCUCCGGUGGAAAGUUGGGACUUGGGUUUCCGGACGGUAUCGGCUUAACGUUAAUUGUGUUGCGGUUAUGGGAUUUGGACCUGAUCUUCCGGCCGGACCGCUGAGUUUGAAGCAGGGGACUCAAUGUUCUGCCACUGUCUGAGUUGUUAUUUGCUAACAAUAUUUAUACACUAUAUGCAGCAGCCUGUGAGUUCAUAAUUAACUGUUUAUUUGUGCUUGCUACGUUUUAAUAUCAAGUUUGUGUUUAAAGUGUUUUUGCUGCUCUCUAAUUCUGUUCUGUAAAUAAUAAGACACGGAUUUAAUUUAUAAACUAUAGUUAGUUUCAUUAA